GAGACUCUGAGUUGCAUUCAAGAAGCGCCUGAAAACAUUUUGGCCGGCAUAGUUACUUCCCAGUUUUCUCUCUUGCCCGCAACUCUCCGGGCUUUGGCAGAAAAACCCGUAGAGUCUCGCCUUGAUCUCCUCAACCAUAUCAUCCAGCUAACUGCAUCGCAAAAGCUCCCAGUGCGGAACCUUUUCCCCGUUAUCUUCGCAAUGGCCCGUCCCAAUGUACAAGAAAACGACCAGCCUAAUUUGGGCUCUCUUAGAAAUCGCAUUUCUAUUCCCAACCAGGUCUACCUAAAGGCUCUUUUCCAGACAAGGGGUCUGCCGCGCCAUUACAUGCAAGGUUUUGCUUCCCCUGCAACCUUCCAAAGUUCCAUUCUCUCGAACUUGGACGCCACCGCUGAGCUCUCACGACUUCUUCGGCGAAGACAGAGUAGGGACGUUGUGGAAACUCUGCUCAGUCUAAAAUCAUCGAACCCGUCAAGCCUGCAGGACGUUUGCAGUUGGGCCGUCUAUUCGUAUGUCCUCUCGGCUGGCAACCCCCAAGCCGGUUUGAUGUCUUUACUGCUGACGCUCUCGUCCCAUCGCGAUGGCACUUUGUUGCAGGCAUCUGCCGCUCCGGCCACGCCUUUCCUCACCAACUCCCUCGGUUUUGCAUUCGGAAGUCUGGCGAAGCAUUUUAGCGCUGUACUGAAAGCGAAAACAGCUGUACCAGAGGCUCUGACAAACACUGCUGCUGUCUUGCAAAAUUUAGCCAUCGACAGAGAAGGACGAAUCUCAGCUGCUCUAAAUAGGCUUGCUCCAGAUUCCAGUCAGGCUCUUCUCUUUCCUGGCAGUCAUUCGCCCAGCUUUACUUCCACUUACCCUUUCACUGUUUUAGGUGCUCGGAACGAGGUCCCUGCGUCACAGUCCUUGUCAGAGUUGGCCACGAAGGAAAAGUCGCAAACGGAUACGAAUGACCCAAUGCAACUCGCAAAGGAAUCUGUCACCUAUCUGGCCGACACUCUAAUCAGCGGGAAGUUGCCAGAGGAAACAACAGCAGCUGUUAUCGAGAGUGUCAGAAGAAUUUGGGGCCCUGGACGUGUUGAUCUGAUCCUUGGCCAUCUCGCGGAUUUGCAGGGCAUCAAGCUCAUCGAUCAGGUAGUCGACAGCAUGCCACAGGAUUUCAAAGAACGUCGACUACCCUUCCGAGCACUCUCAAGACUCAUCAAGUAUCACGCCAUGACUGCACAAGAACGCUCAUCUUCUGAUUUGGGUUAUUCGUCCCUGGUGGAAGAUCUUAGAAAUUCCCCUCCGGCACACUUAGCCCUCUGCAUGAAUGGACCCCACGUGUCAACCCUCUUCGAUACCUGGCCGAAGGAGACACUUCAAGAUGCCCUUGGUAUAAUCGAUCAUACCACGGGACGGACCCAGACAAUCCUUCGACUUCAGAUGGCAGCCGCCUUGAUACAUCGAAAUCUUCUGAAGGAGGCGACUUCCCUCCAACAGAUUACGGGUCCUAUUCCUUUCAACUACCUUGCGGGCAGUCUUCAACAUCCCCUUACUCGAGAUGCAUUUCUGGCCUCCGCUGACUACAUGCGCAAGGUGGAUGAGGUGCACCUGCCGAAUUUUGUUGAUGCCACUUUGCGAAACGCGGGCGCGUGGAUUCCCGAGUGUAGAGCAUAUUUCGUAUCCCCGCUCUAUCCUCCAUCCUAUACCCGCGCCAAUAGGAGCUCCGUCGUGGACUUGAUCUCCGCCGCCGUCAAUGACGCCCACGUAGAUUUGCAAGACUCCUGUCAGCCGGCCACCCUUCGUCUGCUCCGCGAAUGUGAAAAGGACAAUAAGGAGGUCGGUUUGUGGCACAGCCUAUCCACUGACAAGUGUUAG
Molecule: messenger RNA, 1857 nt
Organism: Dibothriocephalus latus
Lineage: Eukaryota; Metazoa; Platyhelminthes; Cestoda; Diphyllobothriidea; Diphyllobothriidae
Source: the annotation of a GenBank genome assembly